Messenger RNA from Hyla sarda, 948 nucleotides. RefSeq names its product ovo like transcriptional repressor 1 (gene OVOL1). Gene Ontology annotation, cellular component: nucleus. Bases 1 to 747 code for a protein of 248 amino acids. Gene Ontology annotation, biological process: regulation of transcription by RNA polymerase II; epidermal cell differentiation. Gene Ontology annotation, molecular function: DNA-binding transcription factor activity, RNA polymerase II-specific; RNA polymerase II cis-regulatory region sequence-specific DNA binding. The transcript is spliced from 4 exons. The record is from RefSeq and is a predicted model, not a curated record. Lineage: Eukaryota; Metazoa; Chordata; Amphibia; Anura; Hylidae.
AUGCCCAGAGCUUUUUUGGUGAAGAAGUCCAGUUUGGGAAGCUGGAAGAAAAAGUGGGGCGAAGUACCUGAUGAAGACCGAGGGGAGCUGUACAUUCCAGUGACUUUGGAAUAUGUUCCCCAGAAGGAUGUGGGACCCGAGUACCAUAGUGAGAUGGCCCUGGAUCUAUCUCUUCCCCACUUGCGUUGUGUAACAAAUCCCUCACCCUAUCAAGGGACACAGAGGAGCUUCAGUCAAUCCCCUCCGGCCCAGGACCUGUCUCCAAUAUCAUGGCAGGGUGAACAGAAGAUGCUGUUUCGCUGCACGUUGUGUGACAAGAGCUUUUCAUACCAGAGGAUGCUGAACCGCCAUAUGAAGUGUCACAGCGAGGUGAAGAGACACCAGUGUGAGCAUUGCGGUAAAGGCUUCAAUGAUACCUUUGACCUAAAGAGACAUGUCCGCACCCAUACAGGAGUCCGUCCUUACAAGUGUCACCUAUGUGACAAGGCCUUCACUCAGCGCUGCUCGCUGGAGUCUCAUCUGAAGAAGAUUCAUGGAGUGCAACAGAAUUACGCCUACAAAGAACGCAGGACCAAGCUGUAUGUGUGCGAAGAGUGCGGAUUCACAGCCGACAGCCAGGAGAGCCAUCUCCAUCACCUACAACACCAGCAUCCUGAAAGUGCUUUAAUCCAGCGGGCCUCCAAGAAGCUGGCGGUGGCCCUACAGAGCGGAGUCGGCCCCUUUCUGCACAGCAACCACCUACUCUGAGGUGCUCUGUCCCAGCCAUUCCCUUUAAGACUGUAUUCAUUUCAAAGACCUGCCUAGCCAGUAUCUACUGCCAAGAGACAAAAUACACAGCCUAUAGCAUGUCACAGAGACUUGAAAACAACAGCUCCUGCCUGAUAUGCACUAUAGCCCCGACAUUUAAUAGUGUGUCCGCAGUAUCUACUACUACAGCGUGUCCGCAGU